Parasteatoda tepidariorum (common house spider) is the source of this 822-nucleotide messenger RNA. The record is from RefSeq and is a predicted model, not a curated record. NCBI's taxonomy places the organism in Eukaryota, Metazoa, Arthropoda, Arachnida, Araneae, Theridiidae.
AUGGUCGAGUUUAGAACAGAGCAACGUGUGAAAGCAAAAGGCUUUCUUGCAUUUGGUGAUCAUUCUGGAUAUUGGGUGAUGCAUACCAUUCCGAAAUUCGGCUUGAUAAAGCGUUAUGAAUACCCCAAAAACGCAUUUAAGUUUGGACAAUGCGCAAUUUGUGUUCAUUUCAAUGUUUCUGAACUAAAUAAAAUAUGUAAGUAUGCAUUACUACAUUUAACUAUGUUGCAUUUAAGGAUAUUUAUUGAGACUUUAAUUGCAGGUAAACAUUUGCUAUUCACCAAUCCAAAAAUCCAUCUGAAGCAAAUAUCUGAUAAAAUGAGUUCGAAACUUGACAAAUAUUCAAAAUCACUGUUUGAGAAGAAGCCAAAAUUUGUUCGAUCUGGAAACCUGACAAAUAAAAGUGAAUUGAAAAGCGCAGGAUACCACGUCUUCAUCAGUUUUGCAAAGGCUAGCAAAUGUAAAAAAGAUUUAUAUGGCGAUAUCAUUGCACCUGGCAUUAAAUCAUCCCUACUGGUUGAAACAUGGCGAAGAGGAAAGAAUAUGAACGAAACUUGCAGAACCAAAUACACUGUAAACGAUAUUGUGGCUAUCAAUAUGACUGUAAAAGAUGGCAGAAGAAAAAAAAUGAUUGAUUUUCAAUCAUUUGAAGAUCACAGUAAAUGGGCCAUUUCAACCAGGAAUAAGAUGAAAUGGAUUUGCAUCACGGAUAUGAACAGAAUGGUUUCUCAACAGAAGCGAGGCGGGGGUGCUUUAUGUUUUCAAUCUUCCAAAGUUUGGAGUGCAUUCAAUAAUAUUAUUGCAGAGACAGGAGAAUGUUAA